CGUGGGGUCUUUGUCAGGGUAUGGCAGCGCUGGGAGCCGUAGUGAAGAAAGUGUGGUGUAUCCGCCGCUAUUUGGUGCUUCUGUGCGCUCCGCUGCUGCUGCUGCCCAUCCUCUUCAGCCUGCCCCCCAAGGAAGGAAAAUGUCUCUAUGUCAUUUUGGUGAUGGCUAUAUAUUGGUGCACCGAAGCUCUGCCUUUAUCAGUGACUGCUCUUCUCCCUAUAAUUCUGUUUCCUUUCCUUGGAAUUCUCCCAGCCAACAAAGUAUGUCCCCAAUACUUUUUAGACACCAACUUCCUCUUUUUGAGUGGCUUGACCAUGGCGGCCGCCAUUGAAGAGUGGAAUCUGCAUCGUAGAAUUGCAUUAAGAAUUCUUAUGUUAGUGGGAGUCCAACCAGCCAGACUCAUUUUAGGCAUGAUGCUAACAACUUCCUUCUUGUCCAUGUGGCUGAGUAACACAGCCUCUACUGCUAUGAUGCUACCAAUUGCAUUGGCUGUUUUAAAAAGCCUUUUCGGAGAUAAGGAAACAUCUAAUGAUUGCAAUAGUGUAAAAGAAGAAAAUAAAGGUUCAGUACAUCAGAACAAACUUCACAUGGUGCCAACUGAGAUGCAGUUUCUGACAAAUGCUAAUGAGAAAGAUACGAUUGAAGAGAAGGAAGUCACAGUUGACAUUUCCUUGGAUGUAAUGAAGGAAGAACAAGACAAGACAAAUGUAUGGAAAGGAUUUCUGAUUUCCAUCCCUUAUGCUGCUAGUAUUGGUGGAACAGCAACACUGACUGGGACAGCCCCAAAUCUCAUUCUUUCAGGACAGUUAAAGAGUUAUUUUCCAGGAUGUGAUGUUGUGAACUUUGGCUCUUGGUUUGUGUUUGCCUUUCCCUUAAUGUUGCUUUUCCUUUUUCUUGGAUGGCUCUGGAUAUGCUUCCUUUAUGGAUGCAUUAGCUUAAGAGAUUGCAAAAAGAAGAAAUCAAAGAUAAGAGCUGAAGCAGAAGGCAGAGUUCGGGCAAUUAUAAGGGAAGACUAUGAGAAACUGGGACCAAUAAAGUUUGCAGAGCAGGCAGUAUUUGUUCUCUUCUGUUUAUUUGCCAUAUUGCUAUUCUCCAGAGAUCCAAAAUUCAUCACAGGUUGGGCAAGCUUAUUCAAACCAGGGUUUGUCUCAGAUGCAGUUACUGGAAUCACAAUAGUGACAAUACUGUUCUUCUUCCCAGCGAAAAAGCCAUCUCUUAAAUGGUGGUUUGAUCUAAAAGCAUCAAAUGUUGAGAAUGAACCUUUGCUAACUUGGAGCAAAGCCCAAGAAAGUGUGCCUUGGAAUAUAAUCCUGUUGCUUGGAGGAGGGUUUGCAAUGGCAAAAGGAUGUGAGGAAUCAGGUUUGUCUAUCUGGAUUGGCGGUCGUCUUGACCCUCUAGAGAAUUUACCUCCCCCUGUGGCUGUAAUUCUCAUCACAGCAGUUAUAGCAAUGUUCACAGAAUUUGCCAGCAACACAGCUACAAUCAUCAUCUUCUUGCCUGUCUUGGCAGAACUGGCCAUUCGUUUGAAGGUGAAUCCACUCUACUUGAUGAUACCAGGAACUGUAGGAUGCUCUUUUGCCUUCAUGCUUCCAGUCUCUACACCCCCAAAUUCCAUUGCUUUUGCUUCUGGGCAUUUGAUGGUCAAAGAUAUGGCGAGAACUGGCCUACUGAUGAAUUUGAUGGGAAUCUGUCUUCUGAGCUUGGCCAUCAAUACUUGGGCUAUGAGCAUUUUUCAGCUAGGCAGCUUUCCUUCCUGGGCCAACAUCCAUAUGGAAAACGUAACCACCCUACUGGGAGAUGCUCAGAACAUUACUUUGAACUUAACUAUAAAUAAACUUAUAUAACUAUUACUUAACUAUAAGUAAAGCAACCUUAUUGAUGAGAUUGAGUGAGAAAACGUCUGUUCUCAAAUCUGAGCACUAAAUUAAAUUGAUAUUGAAUACUGGUACACAUGGAAGGACAUACUGUGGAUGUGCCUCCACCAUAGGACCAUCAAGUAUUUUCAUUUGUUUUUACAAAUCUUUGUAAAUAUUCAUUGACUAUUUGAAAGACAUAAAAGACUUUUUCAUUUUUCAUUCAAAGAAUUACCAAAUAGUUUUAGAUAAGUCUAGUUUUUCACUGUUUGAGCCCUGGAAGAUCUUUUCCUAUCUUUCUUUGUUCAAAUAAAGGGGAUUAUUUUGCUUUACUAUUUGGGUAUUUAAUGUAGGAGCAUACUGCCAUCUGAAUACAGAAGCACACGAGCAAUUAAAACAAUGUAUUUCCCCUUGAAUCAUAAAGCUUAUUGCAAAGUACAAUAUAUAUUUUCUGCCAGAUAGCAGGUUAUCAAAGCAGAAAUGUUUUAAAAAAACAUCUGACCUUGUUUGAUCAUGGUGGUGACAACUUGGUAUUUAGAAAAAUCAGGAGAAAAGAUAAUAUUGACAAAAUUAUAAAUCUGAGUUGUUCUGAAAGAUAGGAGAGAUAAAAUGGAAAAGGAAUGAUUUCGCAUAUAUAUGAAAUAUGGGUGGGAAAGUACUGCAUAUAAUAAGAAAGAAAAGUAUUUAUCAUCCUUAUUUUAUGUGUGAUAUUUAUUUACCAUCUAUAAAUAAAAUAGCCAUAAUAAGGUCAAAUAAUAGGACACCCAAUUCUGUUGAACAUUGAUAGGAAUCUGUAGUAACUUAAAUGCUGUGAUCACCUCUUAAGCCAGAGUUUCAUUUCACAAAAUUGUUGAAAACACUGAUAUGUAUUAAAGAGCAUGUCAGUAGAUCAACACCCUUGACGUUGCCUUUUGUGUCUGUUUCUUGAGGCCAAAGAACAGUACUCAUUGUGUGUAUUUAAAAAAAAAAAUUGUUUGAACAUGUAUACUCUCUCCUACCAGAAUUACACACUUAGGAUUUUAAUUAUAUUCUUGAUAAAUUAUAUAUGUGCACGGUGAUCUCUAAACAAUUUCUCUAGUGAUAUAAAACCUGAAAUUAAGCUGUAUGGAAGAAUUGGAUAUGGCACUUGCACAUACCCAAAAGUUGCUCUCAGAUUGUAGUUUAUGUGAUAAAAAAGGGACAAUUGCUAAAUAUAUGGCUAGAGAGUAGUAAUUAUAAGUGAAAUUAAUGUUAAUCACAUGUAAAUAUGAGUAAAAUGAAAUUAUAUACAGUAUGGUUUUUACCAUGAAUAUGUCCAUGAAUUUUGGUACUCAAUGUUCAAGUUCAAAUGAGUUUGUAUCACAUAAAAUGUUGGCUGCCCAGAACUGCCAUACACAAGCUUAUUAGUCCAGUAAAUGAUAAACAAUUUAUUGAAGAAAAAAGGGAGGAAUGUAGGUUUUCUGAAUUAAAAUGAUCCUUUAACAAAAAGCAAUUACUAUGAAAAAUUGUCAACAGUAAGAUUUUGAAAUGAGAACCUAGUCAGUUCUAGAUUCUACCAUGUCUUAUUGCAGGCUUGCUAGAUUCUUUCAGUGCAUUCUUGAUCCCAUUAAUGUCAGGGAUUUGAGGUAAUCCAAAAUAAAGCGGAAAAUGAAUUGAAUACUGGUCUGUUUUCAUUCAAAAAUACCGUUAAGCUUAAGUGACCAGUUACCCUUAGCAUUAUUCUAGUUUUUUUUUACAGUACAUAGCAAUGUAUGAAGGAGAUCUGAACUGGUAUUAAGGUUUGUCUUAUAUUGUUAUUCUCUAGAGUAUGUUAGAUUCCACCAAGUGCAUGAUCUGACUUCAUAUAAAAUAGUGUGCUGGGCAUAGGAUAGAGCAGUGUUUCUCAACCUUGGCCACUU
This is a messenger RNA of Notechis scutatus (mainland tiger snake), 3730 nucleotides long. RefSeq names its product solute carrier family 13 member 3 (gene SLC13A3). Gene Ontology annotation, molecular function: succinate transmembrane transporter activity; citrate transmembrane transporter activity; sodium:dicarboxylate symporter activity. Gene Ontology annotation, biological process: citrate transport; succinate transmembrane transport. Gene Ontology annotation, cellular component: plasma membrane. The record is from RefSeq and is a predicted model, not a curated record. NCBI's taxonomy places the organism in Eukaryota, Metazoa, Chordata, Lepidosauria, Squamata, Elapidae.